AUGUUUGAUAUAAGUGUUCAUCUGAGUCAGUUGAAACUUUGGUAUAAGAUGUAUAUUCCAGAUAUUGUUCUACACAACAUUCCACAUGCUGGUGAAAAUGUGAUUGAUGUAUCCCUCCUAUAUGGGCCUAGAAGAAAUCAUCAUCUCAUUCAAAUGGGCUUUGAUGAGGAGACCCAAGAAACCAAUAUGGGAAAUCAGGAUGGUGAUAAAUAUGUGCCAUACAUCUUGUUGUACAUGUUGACAGAGUCUCAAAUGCAUAAGAAAAAUGACGAUCAUGUCCAUGAAGAUGUUGAGGUUGAUAUUGUUCUAGCCAAUAAUGAUGUUAUUAAUAACCAUGAUCAUGUAGUAGAAGAUUUGGAGACAAUGUGUGAAGAUGUGAUAAAUGUUAUUGUCAACAGUGAAGAUUUUGAUCUCAUUGGUCUUAAUGUGGAUCUAGUUGUUACUGAAAAAUCAAGAAACACUAUGCUAUCUACUAAAGAAGAUGGAAGUUUUUAUGAUACUGAAACUUUUAAUCGUAUUGCCCAUAUUGGAGCCAUCAUAUUUAUACCAAGUUUUAAUUACGCCACUGACAAGGACGGUGUCAUUAAGAAGGGUGAUUAUGAGGAAGUUGAAAAAUCUCCUUUUGCUAAUAUAAUGAAAAGAAUAAGGGAGAAUUUAACCAAGCCUCUUGACAAGGUUAAUCAAGAAAAUGAUCAUGUGGUGAUUAAUGUGAGUGACAAUAUUCAUUAUUUUGUUAAUGAUAUUGUCAGUAUUGAUGAGGGUUUUACCCUUAUGAACAAUGAAGUUCAUGAUGAGCCUGAACCAGUCAAUGAAGGUGUUACUAAAGAUGUUGAUUUGUGUAAAAGGAAAGACAAGAAGUCAAAGAUAAUAGUUGAUGGGAACAGGAUUCCCACAAAUGUUUCUUUUUUUUCCUUAUACAAGGUGUCUUUCCAUUAUGAGGAAAUUGUGUUGAAGUAG
Molecule: messenger RNA, 957 nt
Organism: Vicia faba (fava bean)
Lineage: Eukaryota; Viridiplantae; Streptophyta; Magnoliopsida; Fabales; Fabaceae
Source: the annotation of a GenBank genome assembly